GUCAUCUUCGUAUAACUCCGGGGCACUCGGCACCUUGUCGGCCAACACUUCGCGCCAAAUUUUGAAGAUGGCGGACGACGACCAACAACCGGUGACAGAAUCUCUUGCUGCGACAAGGUCCCGUCGGACCAGGAAGGACAAAACUGGACGACUUGCUGCACUAGAGAAACUGAAGAAAGUGAAGAAGGGAGAAAAAGUCAAAUAUGAGGUUGAUGAACUAGAGAAUGUUUAUGAGGAGGUAAAUGAAGAUGAGUAUUCAGACGUUGUCAGGACCAGACAGGAAGAUGAUUGGAUUAUAGACGAUGAUGGCAGUGGUUAUGUUGAGGAUGGGAGGGAGAUAUUUGAUGACGACAUCGCUGGUGGAAGUGAUGCACCAUCGGCAAAGGACAAGAAGAAAACUGGACCAGGGCAAAAGAAAGCUGCCAAACCAAUGGUGAAGAAGCCCGUCAUCAAGCCCAACAACAGCAUCAUGUCCAUGUUCCAGUCCAGCGCUGCCAAGAAAGCUAAGACCGAGAAGGAUGUGAAGCUUGAUGAAGAUGAGCUGUUGGGAGACAUCUUACAGGAGAUGCAUGCUGAGUCCAGAUCAGGAGGACCAGCUCCAAAGAGAAUGAAACCAGCUUCAAUGAGGCCUAGUGGUGCUGCCCCAGUGAACCCCUUUGCUGCAAAGACAACACCCAAGAGACCUCAGGCCACCAGAGCUCGAGUUCCCACCACGAACCUCAGCUACACCCUAUCCUCACCGAGCUCCGCAAAGCCCCGCCCCAAGCCUCAAUCUGAGGACAUCCAGACCACACCCCCCUCCCGCUCUGCGCGACCUCCCGCGACCUUCAGGCCUCCAUCAGCAGGAGCGAAGAAGAAGGCAGCGGUGAAGGUUAAGGAGGAGCCACCAGAGGAGGAAGAGGAGAUGGAUGUAGAAGAAGCUCAGGAUGAAGGAGGAAAUGAUAUUCAAGACAAUGCUGGUGUUGACUUUGGAGACAUAGAUUUCAACGAUGACGACUUUGAUGGACAGAUGUCAGAGGAAGUAUCAAAGGUCAAACAGGAACCUGAAGAUCAAGAUCAAGUGAAGGUCAAAUCUGAGCCAGAGGAGCAUCAAAAGGUCAAGCAGGAGAAGAGGCCCUUUGAGGACCAGGUGAUCUCCGGCAGCGGGUGGGAGACGAUCAAGGGUGAGAUGGGAUCGGCUGAGUCGGUGGUGACGGACGUGAAAGUCGACUCCUCCUCCCUGCCGCUGGUGACCAAUCAGGAGGGAGAGAGCGUGCUCAGGUUCUACUGGAUUGACGCAUAUGAGGAUCAGUACAAGCGGCCUGGUGUUGUGUACAUGUUCGGUAAGGUGUGGAUAGAGUCAGCACGCGCCCACGUCAGCUGUUGUGUCGUGGUCAGGAACAUCGAGAGGUCCAUCUUCCUCCUGCCUCGGGAAACCAGGUUGUUCAAGAAUGGAGAUGACACUGGGGUACCAGUCAGCAUCAUGGACGUUUACCAAGAGUUUGACGAGAAAAUUUCCUCAAAACACAAGAUUAUGAAAUUCAACUCCAGGAAAGUGACCAAGCAGUACGCGUUUGAAAAGCUGGACGUUCCAGUGGAGUCUGACUAUCUGGAAGUCCGAUAUUCUAGUGACCUUCCAGCUCUGCCAGCAGACCUGAAAGGGGAAACCUUCAGCCAUGUGUUCGGUACAAAUACUUCAAGCACGGAACUGUUUUUACUGGAGAGGAGAAUCAAAGGCCCCUGUUGGCUGGAUAUUAAACUACCUCAAAAACCGAACCAGCCGAUCUCGUGGUGUAAGGUGGAGGCUUUUGUGACAAAGGCUGCUCACGUGUCAGUCACAGCGGAAACCCUUACUCCGCCACCAAUGGUUGUGAUGAGCCUGAGUCUGCAGACCCUCCUGAACCCCAAGACUCACCAGAACGAGGUGGUUGCUGUGGCAGCGCUUGUCCACACCCGUUUCCAUAUCGACAAGGCCCCGCCCAAACCACCCUUCCAGGACAACUUCUGUGCUAUCAGCAAACCCAACGAUUGUGUCUUCCCUUAUGAUUUCAAAGAUGCCAUCAGAAAGAAUGGUGCUCGAGUGGAGGUGAUGUCCACAGAGCGAGCUCUCCUGGGAUACUUCCUGGCUAAAGUACACAAGCUGGACCCAGACAUCAUCAUAGGCCAUGACAUCUAUGGAUUUGACCUGGAUGUGCUGCUCCAUCGGAUCAACUCCUGUAAAAUACCUCACUGGUCCAGGAUAGGCAGGCUCAAGAGACAGGUCUUCCCAAAGCUCUCGUCUGGUGGCGGUAGAAGCAGUUUUGUUGAGAAGAGCGCCGCGUGCGGCCGGCUGAUCUGCGAUGUGAAGAUCUCGUCCAAGGAGCUGAUCCGUCUGAAGAGCUACGACCUGACGGAGCUGACCAAACAGAUCCUGCACCAGGACAGGCAGGUGGUGCCGCAGGAGGAGGUCAAGAACAUGUUCAAUACCUCCCAGAAGCUGCUGUACCUGAUCGAGACGACGUGGGUGGACGCCAGCCUAACCCUGAACAUCAUGUGUGAGCUGAACGUGCUGCCGCUGGCUCUACAGAUCACCAACAUCUGCGGAAACCUUCUGGGUCGCACGUUGAUGGGAGGUCGCUCGGAGAGGAACGAAUACCUCCUGCUGCACGCCUUCCAGGAGAAAGGCUUCAUCGUACCCGACAAGACUUACGGAAAGAAGCAAGCAGCCGCACACCCGGUGGAUGUGGAUGCAGAUGACGACGACCAGGCAAAACCAACCAGCAAGAAGGGCAGGAGGAAGCCGGCUUACGCUGGGGGUCUCGUGUUGGAGCCAAAAAAAGGUUUCUAUGACAAGUACAUCCUCCUGCUGGACUUCAACAGUCUGUACCCCUCCAUCAUUCAGGAGUACAACAUCUGUUUCACCACCAUCAGUAGGGAGGUGCCUCAAUCACAGGGAGGAGAUGCUGAGGAGGAACAGCUCCCCAACCUUCCCGACGCUGACCUUGAGCCCGGCGUGUUGCCGACGGAGAUCCGGAAGCUGGUGGAGCGGAGACGGCAGGUCAAACAGCUGAUGAAGCAACCCGACCUGAACCCUGACCUCAAGCUACAGUACAACAUCCGCCAGCAGGCCCUGAAGCUGACAGCCAACAGCAUGUACGGCUGUCUGGGGUUCACUUACUCCAGGUUCUACGCUAAGCCGCUCGCUGCACUGGUCACCAGUAAGGGCAGGGAGAUCCUACUCAAGACUAAGGACCUGGUGCAGAAGAUGAACCUGGAUGUGAUCUAUGGUGACACAGACUCCAUCAUGAUCAACACCAACAGCACCAACUGGGACGACGUCUUCAAACUCGGCAACAAGGUUAAGAGCGAGGUGAACAAGCUGUACCGACUGCUGGAGUUGGACAUUGAUGGUGUCUUCAAGUCGAUGCUGCUGCUCAAGAAAAAGAAAUACGCUGCUCUCACCAUCAGCAAGAACCCUGAUGGUUCCUUCAGCCUAUGUCAUUGGACAGAUCUUAUCUGACCAGCCUCGAGACAAAAUCGUGGAGAACAUCCACGAGAAACUGACAGAAGUGGGAGAGAAAGUGAAAAGUGGAGAUAUUCCCGUGCAGAUGUAUGAGAUCAACAAGGCACUGACGAAGAAUCCCCAGGACUACCCUGAUAAGAAGACCCUGCCCCAUGUGCAGGUGGCCAUGUGGAUGAACUCCCACAGUGAGGGGAAGAAAGUUGGUGCAGGAGACACCAUCUCCUACAUUAUCUGUGAGGAUGGUUCCAGACUGCCUGCCACCCAGCGGGCGUACGCAGCAGACAGACUGGCUAAAGACGAAAACCUGAAGAUAGACACGCAGUACUACCUGUCCCAACAGGUCCAUCCAGUCGUGUCCCGUCUGUGUGACCCCAUCGAUGGAACAGACGCAGGCAUCAUAGCCGAGUGUCUUGGUCUAGACCCAUCUGGUUACAGAAAGGCACAACAGUACCAUGACGAUGAGAGUGAAGCACUUCUAGGAGGAAACGCAGCAAUGACGGAUGAGGAAAAAUUCAAAGAUGCCGAAAGGUUCAAGUUCAACUGCCCUAAACCAGAAUGUGGCAAAGAAAACAUCUGGGACGGAGUCUUUGUGGCAAAUAGCCCAGUCCCAGAGUUCACCCUGUCCCAGUGUGCCAACAGUCAGUGUGACCUGGCCCCCACCCAGUACCUCACCAUGCUGAAGAACAAGCUCACACUGGCCACCAGGAGGCACGUCAAGAUGUACUACGAGGGUUGGAUGAAGUGCGACGACCCCUCCUGUGCUUCCCGUACACGACGAGUUCCCAUGAACCCCCAGCGUAACGGCGCCGUCUGUCCGACCUGCAACAAGGGCAUCCUUCAGCAGGAGUACACAGACUCCCAGCUGUACACUCAGCUGCUGUUCUACCAGCACAUCUUUGACCUGGACAAGGCCAUCGACAAGCUGCCGGAGAAGGAGAGAGUGAGACCCCGUGGAAUGAAGAAAGAGUACCUCUCAGAGUACCACUCUCUUAAGACAGUGGCUGACAAGAGACUUAAGUUUAACGGCUACUCAGAAGUCAACCUGAACAAGCUGUUUGAAGGGCUGUAUGUGUUAAAGUAGGGGAAGGACGUCAACUUAAAAUAUAUAUAACACCCGGUUAAUUUCAAGAUAUCCAGUACUAUGAUACAGCAUUAAUGAUCCCAGAGGUAUGCACACUUAAGAUAUUGAGGUGUUCAAGAUAGUCUUGAGAAGGCCUUAAUAACGCCUUUUUAAUGUGGAGGUCUUACAGUGUCUUGCAGAAUGGUCAGAGGGGACAUAAGUACAAAUGUACUAUUUUCUUGAAAAUAGCCAAAAACAAACAAAACAACUGUGCUGAUGAUUGCUAACUUAGAAUGGAUGGAUGUGAAAAUGUACAUGUUUAAUAUUGAAAUCGGACUAAAGCUAGUAAAUAUGUCAAAGCCCUAGUAGUUAACACUUUGUAUUACAUCUGAGGGAAAUCUUGAAAAGUUAUGAGAUUGUACAUGUAUGUUGACUGUGUUGUCAAUGAGAAAAGGUAACCUGUGUAUCUUUAGACAUUCCUGUACUUAACCCUCGAAUUUAUUUUUUGUUCAAAUGCGCAAAGUUUGCGAAAAUUUGGACCAACAAUCUUACCAUUGUACAUGUACAGUUUUUACUUGUAUGCAUGCGUCUUCCUAUACUGCUCAAACUGAUUAUUUUCCAUUCUUGUGUUACUUGUAGGUAAACUAAUGAUUAAAGGGCUUUUGUUAGAAUCUCAAGAAAUGGGCAUUUGAAAUUUAUGAAUGGAUACAAGAAUAAAGUGUUGCUGCUAGCCAUAGAAAUGUGGCCAGCCCCAACUA
Branchiostoma floridae (Florida lancelet) is the source of this 5299-nucleotide messenger RNA. RefSeq names its product DNA polymerase alpha catalytic subunit-like. Gene Ontology annotation, biological process: lagging strand elongation; mitotic DNA replication initiation; DNA replication. Lineage: Eukaryota; Metazoa; Chordata; Leptocardii; Amphioxiformes; Branchiostomatidae. The record is from RefSeq and is a predicted model, not a curated record. Gene Ontology annotation, molecular function: chromatin binding; purine nucleotide binding; DNA-directed DNA polymerase activity. Gene Ontology annotation, cellular component: alpha DNA polymerase:primase complex.